Messenger RNA from Choloepus didactylus (southern two-toed sloth), 2148 nucleotides. Its product is annotated as adhesion G protein-coupled receptor E1-like. NCBI's taxonomy places the organism in Eukaryota, Metazoa, Chordata, Mammalia, Pilosa, Megalonychidae. The coding region runs from base 1 to 2103 and encodes 700 amino acids. Gene Ontology annotation, cellular component: membrane. The transcript has 18 exons. Gene Ontology annotation, molecular function: G protein-coupled receptor activity. The record is from RefSeq and is a predicted model, not a curated record. Gene Ontology annotation, biological process: adenylate cyclase-activating G protein-coupled receptor signaling pathway; cell surface receptor signaling pathway.
AUGGGAAGCUGGUGCCUGAACCUCUUUGCAGGUGUCAGUGUCCUGCUGGCUCUGACAGGUGUGGAAGGGAUGAACUUUGGAGCUUUGUCUCCAUGCUCUGAAAAUGAUGACUGUGACACACAUAACCAUUAUUUAUAUAAAGAUGGAUCUAAGUCCAGGUCUGCAAGGAAAUACAUCAUCAUGUCCUCAAAGGAAUGUAAAGAUAUUGAUGAGUGUAAGAAAAAUUGCAAGCCAGAAGUCUACUCUGAAUAUAAAAGCGGAAGUUUCUGCUGCAUCCAUGUGGUAGAAAAUGUGAAAUUCUACUUCUUCAGUGGUAUUGUUUUCAUUAAUCAUCCAGAGAUAUAUGAGGACAUCAGUGAGUUGACACGGCCACCUUCACCAGUGACCCAGAGUUCAUCAGUGAAUAUUUUGAGUAAUGUGAAUGACAAUGAACGCAAAAAGGACAUUCCUAUAACAAAUUCCAAACCACUUCCACAUGUGGGUUCCUCCUGUGCACAAAUGAACAUGGCCUUCAGAAUUCUGGAUGAAGCCUCGAGCAACCAAACCACCACCGUUUCUCUGAAUAACAUGACUGAGAGCUUUGGCACUGUGCUUGAACAAAUACAUACAUGGUCCACCUUUAUCAAGGAAGUGACAUCUACCCUGGCUACCAUCAUGCUGGAGAGUGUGCAGAGUAACAUGUUGGCUGCUUUUCUGAAGCCAUCAGUGAAUGAAAGUCAGACAAUUCAGACUGAACAUUUAGAUAUUGAAAGCAAAGUCAUCAAAGAAGAAUGCACUGAAGGGAAUAUAUCCAUUAAUUUGAAAGCCAAAGGGGACGAAAUGAGGAUUGGAUGUUCCACUAUAGAAGAAUCUGGAUCCUCAGAGACUUCCAAGGUGGCUUUUUUCUCCUAUGAGUGCAUGGAGUCUGCUUUAGAUAAGAGCUUCUUCCAAGACUUCCAGGCACCCUUGACCAACUCCAAGAGGAAGCUGAAGAUGAAUUCUCGCAUCAUCAGCAGCAUCUUGUCUGGGGAGAAUAAAGAUAACUUCUCAGGUCCAGUUAUCUACACUCUGGAGAACAUCCAGCCAAAGCAGAAGUUUGAGAGCCCCAUCUGCAUUUCCUGGGACACGGAUGUGCAGGGUGGGAGGUGGACAUCCUCAGGCUGCGUGAUCCUCAGUGCUUCCAAGACCCACACCGUCUGCAGCUGUCAGCUUUUGGUGAACCUGGCCAUCAUCAUGGCUUCUGAGGAGCUCACAAUGGAGUACUCCUUGUAUGUCAUUAGCCAAUUGGGCCUGACCAUCUCCCUGGUGUGCCUCGCCUUGGCCAUUGCCACAUUCCUGCUAUGUCAUUCCAUUUGCAACCGCAACAUGGACCUCCACCUGCACCUCUGUGUGUGCCUCUUCCUGGCCAAGAUUCUCUUCCUCACCAGUGCUGACAAGACCAGCAACCAGUUGGGAUGUGCCAUUAUCGCAGGCCUUUUGCACUACCUGUUCCUCGCCUGCUUCUUCUGGAUGCUGGUGGAAGCUGCCAUGCUGUUCCUGAUGGUCAGGAACCUGAAGGUGGUGAAUUACUUCAGUUCUCGCAACAUCAAAAUGCUGCACCUGUGUGUCUUGGGCUAUGGACUCCCAGUGCUGGUGGUGGUUGUUUCUGCCAGUGUACAGCCACAGGGCUACGGGAUGCAUAAUCGUUGCUGGCUUAAUACGGAGACUGGAUUCAUCUGGAGUUUCCUGGGGCCAGUAUGCAUAAUCAUCAUGGUCAACUCCAUCCUCCUCACUUGGAACUUGAGGAUCCUGAGGCAGAAACUUUCCAGUGUCAAUGCCGAGGUCUCAACGUUCAAAGACACCAGGUUACUGACGUUCAAAGCCUUUGCCCAGCUCUUCAUCUUGGGCUGCUCUUGGGUGUUGGGCAUUUUCCAGAUUGGAGCCAUGGCCAGUUUCAUGGCCCACCUGUUCACCAUCAUCAACAGCCUGCAGGGCGCCUUCAUCUUCCUCAUUCAUUGCCUGCUCAACCCCCAGGUGCAAGAAGAAUACAGGAGGUGGUUCACAGGGAAGAUCAAGCCCAGCUCUCAGUCCCAGGCCUCAGGGGUCUUACUGUCAUCCCUGCCCUCCACUUCCAAAAUGGGUUAAAGUCCAUUAUUACUUCAAAUAUGUGAUUGAUCAAUAUUUGCAGAC